This is a messenger RNA of Cadophora gregata, 2722 nucleotides long. RefSeq lists its product as uncharacterized. NCBI's taxonomy places the organism in Eukaryota, Fungi, Ascomycota, Leotiomycetes, Helotiales, Ploettnerulaceae. The record is from RefSeq and is a predicted model, not a curated record. The coding region runs from base 875 to 2470 and encodes 531 amino acids. The transcript is spliced from 2 exons.
CAAGCGAGACAUGUGAAAAGGUGUAAACACAUCCCCGAAACACUUCCAGGCAGUCUAUGUUAGACUACGAGGCCCUACUAUUCUCUCUCAAACGAUGAUAGUAUUUUCCAGUAGCUACCCUCGAUUUUACCACAAGCGGAGGUCAUGUCCACCUCGCAGCUUUAAUGCUCCAUACAAUGCACCAAACAACCUGCCGCUCGUCGAUAUCAUCAGUGGAUGAAAGCGGGGAAUAAUAAUCUGACCUCGCAGCUGUACCACGUCUCUUCACACAAUUUGAGUGACCAUUGAUUACCUCGGCAGCAAACUCGUAAAGUCAACGAGAAAGUUAUUUCAACAUCACGUGGUCAGCCACUUUUCAGAAGGUUUGGAGGCUGUUUUUGUGGCUUUCUGGGGAGCCGUCGAUAGAGGCGUGAAAUAUGAUCUGCUAUUCAACGAGUAAGAGAAGUACUCAGCCGAGGCAAAAGCUAGCAUCCAUAGCACAGAUCAAUCGUUCGUGCAAAGAGAAUAUCGAAACACGAAUAAAUCGUAACGAGGCACGAGGCAUGGUACUGUUGGCUGGCCAGAUUGACAUUCCUUGCAAUAUCGAUUCCAAAUUUGGAUCAUCAAACAGACCUCGCGAAAGUGCCACGACUCACCGUUUAGCCACCAAUGCAAGUUGAUACUUUGGCCGGCGUGCUCAUUUCUCAGGAACGCGUUCGGUUGCCCGGAGCACGAGAUUAAUGGCUUAAAGGGAGCAGAAGCCUUGAAUAUUCCAAUUCUAUUUCUGUGCUGUAAUGUGAACAGUAAGAGCCUCAGGAACAAUCAAAUCGAGCAAUAACAGAUCAAACGCAGCAUAAUCAAUCAGUCUUUCGAAAGCACGGACUGUACACAAAUCAUGGCGACUACACAACCCCUCAGAGCGAAGCCUUCCUUUCGCAGAGAAUCCCCUUCGCCUUCCACAUCUCCUACCCCAGCUAUUGGAGCUUGCCCUGAGCUCUCGCGGAGUGUCUCCCUGGGCUCGACGGGUUCUUUGUACUCCGGCGACGCAAGCUCAAUGGGAAGAGAUUCUCUAGGCAGCAACAGUUCUGGGACUUCAGUAUCGCGGUCGUCAUCUGCGAGCUACUCGAAUCGACAGUCAACAGGUGGACUGGAGAAACCAAAGAGACGUGGCUAUGUGAGGCCACAGGGAACAAAUUUCGCUGCCUCGGCACAAUCGAGAGAGAGCGUCUUAAGUCUGGGCAGCAUUGCACAUCUACAAUAUUACUUUGCGCGGACAGGGCUACUGGAUGGAAAAGGAGGCAGACUGGCGAAGAAGAAGGAUACUCGAGGCACGCUGGAUUUGUCGGCUUUGGACACUUCGUUCCUGACUCCAAGGGUGCUAGGAUCAGAUGUGGACUCGUCAUAUGCGUCCAUGGGAAGUAGUCCCGAGCUUCAUGCUCAGGGACUGGGAGGCAUGCUCGUGGAAAGUCCUACACAGGAGGAUUACGAUUAUUUCAGUGGCGAGGAGGAGGAAGACCCAGAUCAUCCACAUAUGCUCCCUCCAACAGUUAGCACAUACAAUCACCGCGAGAAGAAGAUUCCACACCCGCCAACUCUCGAAGAACUCAAGGACGACCUACAGAAGUGCCUGGAUGAUGCUGUGAAGCUACUCGAAGACGCCAAACAAAAUCCGACAUCAGCACCACCAUCUCCCCAAAAACCUGGCAGUGAGCCACAGAGUCCCGCAGCAGACGAUAAUCGAGGCUGGCACGAGCUGCAGGGCAUGCACAUUCUAGAUAUAAUGACACUUGCCAUUCGAGCUGCGAAAAUGUACUACACAGCACACAACCAGCCUCAGCGACUUGCAGCAAUCAAGUCCGAACGCAAGAUCCGAGCCGAGCUGCUUUCAGUCAUGGAGGUUCUCAAGCGCAUGGCGACGAGGAAUUUCGCUGCUGGAAUGCGAACUGAGGAGCGGUUGACAAUGGAGAAGUGGGUAGUGAGCGUCUACGACCUGUUGAGCCAGGAGGAAGCUAUGGAGGAGGCAGAGAGGAAGCAACGGGCGAGCUGGACUUGGCUCGAUGAUUCCUGGGAGGGUAGAAAUGUUGAGCGGGAAUACGCUUUCAUCAAAUCCAUGGAUCCAGAAGCGGAGACACUUCCGGAAUUCCAGUCUAGUGACGAGGUCGCUGACGAGGCUCUACCAACCAAAUUCCUGGAUGAUAUGAGAACUGGAAUGAGAUUGGUCAAAUUACAUAAUGCGGUUGUGAGGAAGAGCAAGCGCCCAUUCGGAGCUAUUGACAAGUGGCACACGGAUUUCGGCAAGCCGUAUCGCUGUGCGGAGAACUUGCGGUAUUGGAUCAAAGCUGCCGAGUUGAGAUGGGAAGUCGUACUUAAAGUGGAUGUAAUGGGCGUUGUAAGUGGUACAGACAGGACGGCACUAAAGGGAUUCGAGGAGGCUAUUUGGAAGUGGUGUGCGAAAGUGAGAGAGGAGAUCAGUGUUGAGUUGAAAGUUUGACAGACGGUGUGAGGUGGGAAGAUUGAAGGCCAUGAUGCCGUGUCAUGGUUUAUGACUUUAAUGUUUAUGGUAAAGGAGUGUCUGGGCUCGUUAGGGUUUCAAUACUUUACUUGCUCGGCACGGCACUUGAUACAGUUGGUGUUCUGUAUGUACAUAGUUUGACGGAGGUGGUCGGCAUCGACCAUGUCACGGGGGUUCUCUUGCUUCCUACUUAUACCCACUUUAGUCUUUGAGAAUUCUUCUAUUUACUCC